CCACCCCUGCCCGGCUAUGGCAGCAGUCGCUUGCUUUCUGCUGGCUCCGGAUUAGCUAUUUGAGUGGCGUCUUCCCCUGCUCCCACGCCUGGCCCAACUGCUCUCUCUGUUUAUCGGGGCACCGGGGGUUUUCAGGGACCCGUUGUGAGAGACCAUGGAGCAAUUGAAGCGGACACUAUGCCUGCCAUCCUCCCUUUCCUCGCUCAUCUUCCUCAUCUCCGCCACCAUUCCCGCAGCAGCAGCAGCAGACCCUGCUCUGACGGAUGACUCGAGAUGCGGCUGCUACCUAACCAACGGCAACCAGAGCGCCUUCUUCGCAGACCACAGGUUCUUCGACUUCCGAUCGUUGUCCGAGGACGCCGGCGUGCCGGCUGUGGUCCAGAACGUCGAUGCUAGCGCUGGGGCCGAGAUGACUAGUGCCUACUUUUCCAGCUCAGAAUGGACGGACUUCUGGAUGCUCGGCAGCUGGAACAACAGCAACCAUGGCCGCUCCGACGCCACCGUGCUCAUGGUCAACUCGCCCAACAACAUCUAUAUCGAGGCCAACAACGAGGCCAACCCGUCCUCGCAGACUUGGCUCACCCUCCGCACGCAGCGCCUGGCCGACUUCCAGACCGCCGCCGAGAUCGAGUCCGCCUCGGCCAAGUUCAGGUACCUGUCCAUCCGCAUGCGUGCCCGCACCGUCGGCGCCGCGGGAGCUAUCACGGCCAUGUUCACAUACCGCGACGCCGACACGCUGGCCAAGGUGCAAGAGUCAGACCUCGAGAUCCGCACCUCGGAUCCGCGCAACCUCAUCCACUACACCAACCAGCCCGCCUACACCGACGCGGGGGACACGGUCCCGCAAGCCACGCAGAAUGCCACCAUGCCUGGCGGGCGCGACUGGACGGACUGGGCCGUGCACCGCAUGGACUGGACCCCCGGGAAAACCACGUGGUACGUGGACGAUACACAGGUGGCACAGAUCGAGUUCCAGGCGCCCAGGGACGAGAGUAACCUGAUCCUGAAUGCAUGGAGUGACGGCGGGGCCUGGACGGGCAACAUGAGCCGGAACGACGCGGCAUACUUGCAGGUACAAUGGUUGGAGGUGGUGUUUAACAACACCGAGGUAGGCAAGAUGACGGACAAGGAAAGGAGGAGGAGGACCGGGAGGAGGAGGGAGGAUGGUGGCGGCAGUGGCUGCGCGGCCGUGUGUAGUAUCGACCAGACCCCGCAGCUGGGGAAGCCAGUGAUGCUGUGGGAUAAUCGUGCGGCGGGGAACCAGCCCAAUGGGGUUGGAAGGCUCGUUAGCUGGCUGCCGAUGGGGAUGGUCUCUUUGAUGGUGUUGGUGUCGACCGGGCUGUUGAUGUGAAUCUCGGGCUGCGGAAGGAUGAUAUGACUGCAUAUGAGUGCUACUAGUGCUUGAUGGAUUAGUCCAAAGCCUUAGUUUGGCAAAAUCAACAGCGUGACUGCACCGCAGCGUCUAGCCUUCUCAGCAUCAACAUAUAGCAGUUGCAAAGUUAAAAGAUCCUUCAGAGAUCACACGACUCUACCAGAAGAGAAUUUGAGGCAGGAGACGCAAAGUGGGAUAAGUACUAGCGGCAGUUUAUUAUAGAAGGUGGAGUGGCUCACGCACAGUAUUCAAACAGCCGCGCUGGACGAAUCCCAUCAACUGCUGCCAUUUCCAC
Molecule: messenger RNA, 1667 nt
Organism: Chaetomium strumarium
Lineage: Eukaryota; Fungi; Ascomycota; Sordariomycetes; Sordariales; Chaetomiaceae
Product: glycoside hydrolase family 16 protein
Exons: 2
Coding region: 155-1351 (398 amino acids)
Biological process (GO): carbohydrate metabolic process
Molecular function (GO): hydrolase activity, hydrolyzing O-glycosyl compounds
Source: RefSeq, a predicted model, not a curated record